Morchella importuna is the source of this 8568-nucleotide messenger RNA. RefSeq lists its product as uncharacterized. Gene Ontology annotation, molecular function: protein binding; protein serine/threonine kinase activity. The transcript is spliced from 13 exons. Gene Ontology annotation, biological process: DNA repair. Lineage: Eukaryota; Fungi; Ascomycota; Pezizomycetes; Pezizales; Morchellaceae. The coding region runs from base 1 to 8568 and encodes 2855 amino acids. The record is from RefSeq and is a predicted model, not a curated record.
AUGUCAAAGAUGGCGGACAGAGUUUUAUUGGAUACAUAUGACAAGAUAUCCUCCGACAAGCCCCCGGAGCGUUCGAGCGGUUUGGCCGAGCUCAAACAAAUCCUUUCGCAUAGCAAAAAUAGCAAAGACCUCGGUGACAAAGGCUACCACAAGAUGUUUGAAGCAAUCUUCGAAGUAGCCUUGAAGGAAAAGGCGCUGUACACACGGCAAAAAAAGCCUUCGUCGAUAAUUAUAGGCCGGUUUUCUCUUUGCGGCUCUGUUUUCAGGCUAGCCGUGGAGCUCGGCGUGAAGCAAAUCAAGACCAAGACGUUCAAAGCUGUCUACAGUCACAUUAUCGAUAUACUGCCUCAAAAAGACGGACUUUGCGAGCCGAUCAGCCUCGAUUACCUCAGAGCACUACGGUCUUGUCUCGAGUAUGCACCACAUGCAGAACACUUGGCGCCAGACGAUUGGGAAAUGAUUGCCACCUUUUGCUGUACAAAUGUAGAGUCCCAGCUACGAAUUGUCACCGAGGAGGACGGCGAUGUCGACAUGGACGUUGAUAGUGAUGAAGGCAUGGGUGAUUCAGUACUAUCUGUACGGGGCGGCAGGCCUAGCUUGGCGCGAGAUUCAUCGUCAAUGUCAAAAGUAACCCGUGUCCACCAGGAUGUACUCUCGGCGCUGAAUUCGAUAUUGGAAGUGGUUACUACGAACAACAUAACUCUUUCGGCCAAAGUCGCCGAAGCCAUUGUGCCGGUAAUUACAAAAAUGUGGGAUUCAAAGUCGCCCAAAGAGCAAAUGAUGAUCACAUUGAUCUAUAUCCAGCCACACCUCCGAAAGCUUAUGCGUAGUCUAACCGGAGCCCUCCAGAAAAACUUUCGGAGAAGGAUUGAGGCUCUUUCGGAGGUUAUUUUUACUGAAUACUCAGCUAGAGCAGAGCGUGAUCAGUUGCAAUUGGAAGACAUCUGCUUUCCGGAUCCGUCCAAGGAUUUGGACAUUGAAGCAACCCCGCUUGCGCUUGCGGCAUAUUGUUUGAGAAGCGAUGUUCCUUCAAGAAUUGAGCAACAAUGGACAGUUCCGUAUUUAAUGGCCAUGCUCAUAGAAAUCCUGGAUCUCGACAGAAAUGAUGAUCAGGAUCGCUCGAAAAGAAGAAAGGUCUCUACAAAGUUUGAUGAGCUGCUGAUGAAUGCGAAAUCCACGAUAUACACACGGAAAAUCUGCGCGCUUCAAACGUUGCCAUUUUUGAUUCGGGAAUCACGGAAGAUUGUAGACCUCGAGGGAUUUUCGUCUUUGAUCACUGAUCUUUUGAAUGUGUGUUCCGACGACAGUCCAGUUAUCUCCUCCUGGGCGAUGCUCUCAAUUUCAAGUUGUGCUUUUUUACGGUUUGCCUCAGAUCCUGGAAAUACCCAAAUAUGGAAUCAAACAUGGCAUCUUUGUGCCCGUUACUCGGCCAAUCUAUCAACUUGCCGCGCUGCGUGCCACCUUAUGCGCAUUCUUCUAGCACUUGAUCUAGUAUCAUACUCUGAGAUAUCUGCAUCGGUCGAUGCUACAAUUCUUUCUAUAGACCUGAGCGGCCCUUCCAAUGUCAUAGAUUCUUCAUUGGCGGUGUGGUGUUUGAUACUCGAGAGGAGAAAUACGGUAGCCCAUUCAUCGUUGCUGCAACCUGGGGAGCGACUUUUUCAAUGGUUCAUCUCAAAGUGGAGACCUGUGGAAACUCUUGAGCGUGUUACUGCUGCUUUCUACGCACACCACGGGACCCCUAAGGACAUUUGUAGCUUUCUCUUCUCAUGUUGUGGGAAGAGGCCUCUGGAAUUCGAUUCUUAUAGCCCGAGAACCUAUGGGUUGGUAGGACAGGCAAUAAUUAGAGUUGCACGUUGCUCAAAAUUGUUGGAUUUUCUCCUGCUUCAAGAGACUUUGGAUUCCUGGAACGAAGCCGAAUUAGUAGGCGCGCCCAAGUUAAAGACGCCCAAGCUGUCUUCGGGUGUUGGCACAGUAUCACAUCCAGGGGUUGAACUUCAGGUUAUCGAAUUUCUAGAUAGGGAGUGUGAAGGGAUUCUCGAGAGGUGGAAGCAGUUGACCCAGACUGGUAUCCAGCAACCAUCCUCCGAUAUAGUUCAAAAUUAUGUUGGAUUUGUCUUCACAGCAGGCAUUAUGUGCUCCGCUAUUAAGCCCAGAGAUACUACGAAGGUGGACGCUCUCGAGAGGAAGCUUGAAAUCCUAACUUUAUAUCUCACUUCAUACAUAGAGCGAGAUGACUGCAGAGAAUUACAUCUUGAUGGCAUCUUAAGAUGUAUGUCAGGGAUCCUCCCAAAGCCUGCCAGCAUAGUUGAUCGAUCCUUCCCCAUCCCAGAAGUUUUUCAAGGUUUUUUUGGUAAUAUGUUGUGCACUAUUUCCAGAGCCUUUGAAAAUAAGGUAAGAAAUUCUGCGAUAAUUGAAGUCACAGAGGGGGGUAAUGAUAAGAUGGAUUUGGAUGAUGGCUUUGGGAUGGAGCUUCGUGGGUUUGGGGAUAAAAAGGAUGGGGAACUGAGUAGAGAAGAGGUUCAAGCAAUGUGUUCUCCAGAAACCUUUCGAUACUCAACUACAGCUCUACUCGCACUCUUCGCAAGAUCAAUUCAAUUCGAAACCUCACCUGAGAUCUGCGGAAGUUUUGCAGGCUAUCUUCAGCAGCUACCAACUUCUCGCUUAAUAAUGUGUCGGCCGCUCUUUCGGGAUUUCCUCACUGCAGCAAGCCUCAAAGAUGACGAUGCCGAUCAGCUAACACAACAUGUGGGCGGCAGUAUUCUUCAGGAUUAUGAAACAGACCGGUGUGAGACAGCGGUAGCGCUCUGUAUAGACCUUUUAAGUGCUUUUGUGGGCAGAUGGGCUAUUGACAAGGCAGGCGGCGAGCUUGCCGCCGAUUGCGAACAAAUCUACGGGUGGAUGGCGAAAGUUGCACUUGAAAGAUCUCUUUUCUCCCAUACCAUACGAACUUCAAUGGCCCAAUUACUUCGGCGCAUGCUUGAAGUGAAUUCGGGAUAUGGGCAGAACUCUAAUAGCACUUCAGCCCGAUCACAGUUUAUAAAACGUUUACAGGACCGAGAUGUUCGAGUAACGUUCUUUAUGGCUAAUUGUACCUCGGUUUUGUUCAAAAUCUACGGGCUUGCAGCUCAUCAAAUAGUCAUGGAUGAUCUCCUUAAACAUCUCACGGAUGAAGUUGAGUGGGUAGAGGGGUUGUCGAUGCGCGUCUACACCUUGUCACAACUCGCAGAUACAACAUUUUCAAUGAACAAAUUGAUCGUUUACCACAUUUUCGACACUGGCCAACUUGAGAGCAUGGUGAAAUAUGCAGCACGAUCUCUUUCAUUCGUUGCGAAAUCACUGAAGCUCGGUGAUCACCGUUCAUUAUUCAAAAAAUUUAGUCCGCAAAUAAUUUAUACCUGGAUCGAAAACGAAGAUUUGGCCGUGUUUCCAUUCCGUGUAUUUGGAUAUCAAAGUCAUAAAGAUCUGUUCUCAGACAUUCAAGAGGAUCUCGUCGCUCAACUCUUGAUGAGGGGCAAGGAUAAUGCGGCCAAAGAGCUUGCCUUGAUGCUGGGGGUUACAUACGAUGAAUUAUUAGAGAAAGGCUUUCACAAAAUAGUUGCCUAUGGUGCGGCAUGGGCAGUUGGAGUGCCUCCAAAAGAAAACAACCGAUACCAGUCGGUUGAUAUGCGGAUUCGAAAGCAUAUGGGCGCCAACGAGUAUAAAACACUACUCGAGAAAAAGUUUGCUCUUAUCAUUGCCUGCUUGUUCCAAAUCAUGCAAGAAGAUGGCACAUCAGAGAAAUUCUUGGCCAGGGAUCCCAAUUUUUCAGUUGCUCGUGAUCUUAUGAAAGGCAUUACUGGAAUAAGUCAUUCGACAGCAAAGCUUCCCGACCCUCUCCAACCAUUCUUUAAAGUGAAGGUUAUCUUGAAUUCUGUUCAUCAUAUUUGUACUAGGGUUGGGUACGACGAUUCCCGUCUUUGGUCCCCUGCAAUGUUCACUUUUGUGGUCCGCCGUCUUUUUGACACGAUGGACCCCGCAUUGGGGUCGCUGCAUGCCUGUGCAGUUCUACGAAAGAUUAGACUGCUCGUAUGUUUGGCACGUGAACAGGCAUUAAGAGGUUAUGCCCUGGAGAUGGUUGUCCAUGGGCUUAAACCGUUCAUUGUCGAUAAAUACUGCACAGAAGAUGCAAUAGGUGUUUUGCAGUAUCUUCUUGACAGGAGCAAAGACUAUCUCUCCCGGCAGCCUGCUUUUGUCACUGGCACAUUCCUUUCUAUUUUAGCACCCUUGAGAGCUUUCAUUCCCGCACCUACAUCUUAUCGUGGAAAAAUAGAUGGCCAACUUUAUGCAAGUCACUCUGCUGCUCGUAAAUUUCGUUCCUGGCUUGGAAGCUUUCUUCUUAAAUAUGAAUUCACGGAGCUUAGUUCCCAACAAAACCAGAUGUUCCAAUCCAUCGUGGAGGCUGCCAUUGAGUUUAAGUCCGGCAAUGCUUCAGCCCGAACCAAAGAGAGCGACCUAUUACGCCAUCUCCUUGACGAUGAUCGCAGCAAAAAUCGCCUAUUAGACGAUGUGUCCAGGGGCCUAGCAUUUUCCCUUGUAUGUUCUGAUUUUCAAAGGCCACAAAGCUUUCGGGACGAUAUUUUUGGAGAGGAUCAAGAUUCAGUAGAACUUUCCAGGGUGCUUCUUCGGACUUGUCGUCGGUUCGAUGUCAAUCAAGGCUUUCUACUCUGGUGUGCCAGGGUCCUAGGAAGAUCGUAUGCUGCAAGUGGGGAAAUUUAUAACGAAUGGACCCAAGAGAUUGAACUGGAAAAGAUGAUUGAAUUUGACAAUAAGCGUUAUGACUUGGAUAUUGUACCGAAGGCCGGUAUCCUUCACCGUUUAAGAAGUCUUUUACUUGGAGAAGACAGGGUUGUAAUCGGUAUCGCUGAAAAAACUCUGGAGACAAUAUUCUUUGAGGAAACAGAGGCCAACGACAUUCCAACCUUUGAUUUCGUUUUUAAGGAAGACUUUUACUCGGCACUUAAAUGGGCAGUCCUUCCAACUUCACUUGCAGAAGCAGAAGUUCCUCGCCCUAUCAUCACUGUCGGAAGGCCAGAAACAUUGCCUGUAGAUGUAUGGAUAAAAGAUCUGGCGGCAGCGAUAUCAACAAACCUUCAGCAGGAUGCUAUAGUUAAAAAUCUACGCCCAAUACUUGAAAAGGUCGAAGGUUUGGCUAAAGAUCUUUUCCCAUUUAUUGUGCAUGUAUUACUCCUGCAUAAUCAUGGAUCAGCAAAGUUGCACAUGGAACUUUCUCAACUUUUUCGAGAUUGUUUCAAGACGUGUACGGAAAAAACUAUUCCGCAUACAAUCAUUCUCAUCAAUACAAUUCUUUAUUUACGCACCCAGCCGAUGGUAGAUGAGGACACACAAUUACCUCGUGAUCAUUGGCUUGAUGUCGACUAUCUAGACAUGGCACAUGCAGCUUGCACCUGUAAGAUGUUUAAAACGUCUCUCCUCUUCGCAGAAAUUCAUCACUCAGAGAGCAAUUCGGAAUUUUCUGAAUCUGACCUCCUCCUUGAAAUCUUCAAGAACAUUGAUGAUCCUGAUUCAUAUUAUGGUGUGGCACAGCCACCAAGUCUUGAAACUGCGGUCAGCCAGUUCGAGUAUGAAGAGGAUGGAUGGAAAAGUUUAUCUUUCAGAGGGGCAAAUUUGGAAAGUCAGUUGCGUCUUGGAUCCAGCUCUAAUGGGCAAGAUGUUGGAGGGCUUGUGGAUGCCUUUAAUUCCAUUGGUAUGAACGGUCUUUCGCACUAUUUCCUGCAGAGUGGAGUGGCCCCGGCAUCAACCACCGAUAAUAUGUUUCGUUCUGCAUGGAAGCUGGAGCAAUGGGAUCUGCCAUGCCCCUCGUCUUGUAAUACACGAUCAGCUAUAGUCUAUCGUACUCUUCAAUCAGUAAAUAACAGUGUCGAUACGCGGGCAAUUCCAUCCCAUUUAGACUCAUCUUUCCUGGAAUUGAUGCUCCAGAUAACUACUCAGAAGCAAACGGGGCAUUCGCUUGGGGCUAAUAUGCGUACACUCGCAAUACUCACAGAGAUGGAGGAAAUACUUGUUUCCAAGGAGGCUGAUCAAUUGGAGAAUGUUUGGGACCGAUUACAAGAGCGUGAGAAUUGGAUGCAUAUUGGGAGAUAUUCCGACGUUGAAGAAAUCAUGGCAAUGCGCCAAACAAUAUUCAGUUCAUUAGCCAAGCGAGAACAUCUUCGCCAUGCUACACACGUCGACAUGAAAACUGCUAGGUUUUUGGAAGCGAAAGCAUUAGUUGACACCUGUAAGAUGGCAAGAAGUCACAAGGUCCUACAGCACUCUUUAUCAGCGGCAACCCAGUUGAGCAAAGCUGUUGGCCCUUGCAAAGAGGUUGGUCUAAAGAUAGAUGCAGUUGCAACCUUGCAAGCCGCAAAUGUUUUGUGGGAUCAGGGACGGGGUGUCCCACCAAUUAAGAUGCUACAAAUUCUCGAAGAGGACGAUCUCAUCAAUCAGCAGAGUAUUGUUACCGGGCGAGCAAAGUUAUUGGCAAAACUGGGUAACUGGAUUUCCGAAGCCCGUCUUGAGAAGCCAGACAAGAUCAUGAGUACCUAUCUAGGCCCUGCCAUUGAGGAACUGAAGGGAAAUCUUUCUGGGCGAGAAGCUGGACGAGUCUUCCAUGAGUUUGCAUCAUUCUGCGACCAGCAAUUACAAAACCCUGGUAAUAUUGAGGAUUAUCGUCGAGCACUUAAGCUUCGAAAAAAUAAAGAAGCUGAAGUGAAAGAGCUGAGUAAGAUACUACGCAAGACUCCAGCCGGUAAUACACGUAAGAGACUGGAAAAGAUGACUGACAAUGCCACGUUAUGGUUGAGUCUGGAUGACGAGGAGUUGAACAAACUUCGAGAGAAUAGUGAUGCUUUCCUUGAGAAGAGUAUUGAGAACUAUCUUCGUUGCCUCGCAGCUUGUGAUGAUUAUGAUAACGAUGCAGUCCGGUUUUGCGCCCUUUGGCUAGAACAUUCCGGCGAUACUAAGGUCAAUAAUGCAGCUAAACGACCUCUCGCAGAAGUUCCUUCUAGAAAGUUUGUACCUCUUAUGAAUCAGCUUUCUUCCAGACUACUUGACGUUCGAGACGAUUUUCAAAAACUUCUAUCCCCUCUUAUUGCCCGGAUAUGUAAGAACCAUCCACACCACGGAACCUAUCAGAUUCUAGCCCUCGGUCGAUCACCUAAGGGCGCCGGUUCGGAGAAACGGGACGCAGCAGCUGUUAAGUUAAUCAGUAAACUUGGUGCGGGGGCAGGGACGAGAGAGAUUUUUGGAAAGCUCUUUAAUUCAACAAAAGCCUACAUCUCUAUCUCCCUCAAACAAUAUAAACCAGAUACAAAGACAGGCAAAAUUCCGUUCAGAGUUCUCGGCCCGGAAAUUCAGUCGGAGUUUAUGAAGGAAAUUCCUAGUCUAAAAAUCCCCCCGCCUACAAUGCAAAUCACUAUCAGGGCGGAUUGCAAUUAUACGAACCUAGCCGUCAUUGAGAAAUUCGAGCCGGAGUUUACUAUGGCAUCAGGACUCAGCGCCCCAAAGAUUGUUUCCUGUCGCGCUUCAGAUGGAGUAAGAUACAAGAUGCUGUUCAAAGGAGGGCCCGACGACCUUCGACAAGAUGCAAUCAUGGAACAGGUUUUUGAACAAGUUAGCAAUCUUUUGAAAAAGAAUCGUACCACACGCCAACGGAAUCUCGGCAUCAGAACAUACAAAGUCGUUCCCCUUACUCACGAUUCCGGGAUAAUUGAAUUUGUACCCAAUACGAUUCCCCUUCACGACUUUUUGCUACCAGCCCAUGAAAGCUACCAUCCAAGGGAUCUAAAGAAUUUAUCUUGCCGGAAAGUGAUAUUUGAGGCACAAUUGCAACUCAAGUCCCGCGAAUUUCGAGUGAGGGUGUUCCAAGAUGUUAUGAAGAGAUUCAGGCCUGUCAUGCGAUAUUUCUUCAUGCACAACUUCAAUGGACCGGAUGAUUGGUUCACCUCUAGACUGGCCUAUAGCCGAAGUACAGCUGCAACUUCAAUCCUAGGACAUGUUUUGGGUCUUGGAGAUAGGCAUGGCCACAAUAUCUUAUUAGAUGAGAAAAGCGGUGAAGUCGUGCACAUUGAUUUGGGUGUGGCGUUUGAACAAGGGCGGAUUCUUCCGGUACCAGAGGUGGUCCCAUUUCGACUUACUCGCGAUAUUAUAGACGGUAUGGGCAUUACCAAGACGGAGGGCGUUUUCAGGCGGUGCUGCGAAUUUACCCUGACGGUGCUUCGAAACGAGUCUUAUAAUAUCACCACAAUCCUAGAUGUGCUGCGAUAUGAUCCCCUCUAUAGUUGGACCAUUUCUCCACUAAGAAUGAAGAGGAUGCAGAAGCAGGAGCAGGAGGAAGAACCGCAAGUUGAGCGGGUGUUUAACCCGGAGAAAGAAGAGGGUGAAUCAGAAGCAGACCGUGCAUUGACGGUAGUGGCCAAAAAACUAUCAAAAACACUUAGUGUAGGGGCCACCGUCAACGAACUUAUCCAGCAGGCGACCGAUGUCGGAAACCUAGCAGUACUAUAUGCAGGUUGGGCAGCAUAUGUGUGA